Messenger RNA from Eutrema salsugineum, 1311 nucleotides. RefSeq names its product E3 ubiquitin-protein ligase MARCH8. The record is from RefSeq and is a predicted model, not a curated record. Gene Ontology annotation, molecular function: zinc ion binding. NCBI's taxonomy places the organism in Eukaryota, Viridiplantae, Streptophyta, Magnoliopsida, Brassicales, Brassicaceae. The coding region runs from base 432 to 1169 and encodes 245 amino acids. The transcript has 3 exons.
UCUUCUGUUAGCUCCUCCUUCCACAAAAGAAAGGAACUUUCAUUAACUCCAACAAAUAUCUACGCAGAUAUUUGUUUUACUGCCUAAAAUCGAGCUGAGAGUUUUAUAGAAGAAAGACAAAUUGAAACGGAAAGUAAAUGAAAAGGGAAUUGCAACCGAAGAACAGUUUAGGACAUUUCCCGCAAGGGAUUUAUUGCGAUUUCUGAUUAUUUUCUCCAAUUAAUGAAAGAUCGGAGACAUAAAGCUGCAAAAAGACACCUUCUUGAGACUUGUUGCUCUCAGAUUCUUUGACGCUGCUUCACUUGGGUCACAAAGUUCGUUGCUUUUCUCUAACUUGUGUCAUUCAAGUGGAUCUGGAUUCUGGUUAAGGAACUUGGAGAUUCUCCAACUAAAACCCUCCUCGUUUGUUUGGUAAUAGAUAUAUGAAUUAGAUGGACCCGAAAAGUUGUUCGAAAUCAACCAAUGUUUGUGAAAGUUCGAGUGGAUCUGUGCUUGAGGCUGUGAUUGUCGUUGAUGUUAAGGGUGAAACCAAUGGCUCUGUCUCAAAUCAUGUGUUGAUAAAAGAACAAAAUGAGAAUAAACCACAACAAGGAAAAGAAGAUGACUCAAGAGUGGGCAAAUAUGGUGUUAGAUGCAGUAACAGUUCAACUAAUGCUGUUCACGAGGAAGUUGUGGGUACUGUUACUGCGGUAAGCUGCAACGAGGCAGGGAGUGAUGCUUCAACAAAAGCAAAGACCAAGGAGUUUCACACGGUCGAUUUAAGUGGUGGAGGAGAGAGUGAUCUUGGGCAAAGAAUCUGCAGGAUUUGUCAUUUUGGUUCUGAUCAGUCACCAGAUAGAGUUUCUGGUAAGUCAGUAAGUCCAGACUUGGUUGAGAUUGGUUGCAAAUGCAAGAACGAGCUUGGCCUUGCGCAUUCUCAUUGCGCUGAAGCUUGGUUCAAGCUAAGAGGAAACAGUGUAUGUGAAAUUUGCGGUUGCACAGCAAAGAAUGUUACAGUAAGGUUAACGGAGGAGGAGUGGAGCGAAGUAAGGGAAACUACAUUGGAUGAGAGGAGACGUGGAAGUGGACAAUCUUGCUGCAUCUUCAUGGUUUUUCUGCUUACUGUCAUUCUCCUUCAUUGGUUUUUCAAAAAGAUUAGCAGCUACUACAGAAACACUUCUAAUUUGUGAGUUUGUAAGUAAUAUCUGUUGAUAAUUCUGUCAUCCGUUUCUGCCUCUAGACGAUAAGGGAAAAAAAGAAGAAGAUAUAAUACAAAUUAUUCGAUUUAAUAAAAAAAAGAAUACAAAUUCUUAGUUCAAAGUUUAGUACAUG